Messenger RNA from Diaporthe citri, 1572 nucleotides. RefSeq lists its product as uncharacterized. Bases 1 to 1572 code for a protein of 523 amino acids. Lineage: Eukaryota; Fungi; Ascomycota; Sordariomycetes; Diaporthales; Diaporthaceae. The transcript has a single exon. The record is from RefSeq and is a predicted model, not a curated record.
AUGUCUACCUCCAGCACUACGACCAUCCCUCCCAAGGGCAAGGCAACACAGCAAACCGUCUACACCACUGCUGGCACCGUCUACAACCCAACCGCCACUCCCCUUCAGCCACCCUCCCGGAGAGGUCGUACCUCGAGGUGGGCUCCCCCGUCUCAGGCGGAACUGGCCCUUUUCAACAAGUCUGUUCUGGCCAGCUUCCCUUACAAACCAAGCCGCUCUCCUCCCACCACGGCUUCCAGCCUGAAGCACUACACUCCCCUGCAACAGAACAGUGAUCGUGCCAUUGAGCCUCUCAUGUGCCCGUCGCUCUCAGGACGGACCCUUUCCGAGUCCUCUUCCACUCUGUCGCUCAAUAGUGCGCUGUCGCUGGAGAACACGAACAGCCUCAACAGCAACGGUCGCCUUCUCGACGACAUGCGUCUCACAGACGAUGAGAAGGAUGAGGAGGAGCUGACCCGUAUGAGUGUGCUGCCUGUCAGAACAAUCACCAACCUGGCAUCCUACCCAAAUCCGUCCCAGAAGCUGGCUCAGAAGGCUCUCGAUCGCGCACGAGAGACCAUCAAGGCCGCUGCCGAGAGCUCCCGCUCUUUGACCUCCAAUGUCUCCCAGAAGGGUGUUCAAAGGAUGGAGGGAACUGGAGCCAGAUCAACUUCUGCGAACCCAGACCGAGAUGGUCCCGCUACUUCUGGAUGGAUCUCCAAGCAUGAUCAUUCGAGCAACGCUACCAGAUCCAGUGUUCUCUCCAGUGGUCCCGGAGCGCCUCAGCCUUUGACCGCUGGACCACCAGGUCAGAGACAGUACAAGCCUUCUACUUUGGAGGCGACAUUCCGAGCUCUGCAUUCAGGCGCUCAGAAGCCUUCCUCCUCCGCGACCGAGGAGGAACACCUCAAUAACAAUGCUUCCCUGAUGAACAUGGGAAAGUCAGCAAAAGUCACAGUGCCAUCUCAACCUCAGUCCCCAUACCAGGCGCCCCUGCCGACUAAGGACUAUUUCGAGACCUGCAAGCCGACUGUCAAUUCUACGACCAACAUGGUGCUUCGGUACGACUCCACCGAACCACGUCGACGCACGUACGAUACCCUCCCCGCAGAGGCAGUCAGAGGAUACUUUCCCGAUGGGUUCCCUCCAGACCUUGGCCCCCCAAUCGUUCCCUUGCUUUCCAACAGCACCGGACGUCCGGAGGGCCGCUUUCCUCCCACUCCAGAGGAACUUCGGCUGAGGGACGCUCGCUCCAAGGCCGCCUUCUACAGUGCCACCCAGGAUCUUGCAAAGACUCUCGACGUGAGAAUUGCAGAGGCGCAGGGAAAACUUCGAGAUCUUGAGCUCGGCAUCAACAGCAUACGCGAGCGUACUGCAGCUCGCAAUGCGGAAAUUGACAUCGUACUCAACUCCUCCAAGCUUGGACAGCCAAAGCACGACUUUGACAUGAAAUCUGCGAAUGAGUUGCCAACUCAUGAGGCAGCCACGCCGCUUGUCAAUAUGGCCUUCUCGACUCUGCUCAACUACUGGGCCGAUGGUCGGCUCAUGGAAAUUCCAACCGGCUUCGGAAAGAUGGAGGACAGCAAGAUCUAA